Molecule: messenger RNA, 719 nt
Organism: Linum trigynum
Lineage: Eukaryota; Viridiplantae; Streptophyta; Magnoliopsida; Malpighiales; Linaceae
Source: the annotation of a GenBank genome assembly
UAUCCUCCCAAAACAUAUCCAAAACCAUAAACACAAAAAGCUCUUGAAAGUAAUCUACUAUGUCAACAAUGACGCUUUUGAGAGUUGUUACAGCCACAUUUCUUCUGGUCUCUCUCGUUGUCAUCAAUUCAGCAGCAUUCGCAGCACCCUUAGGGUUCAUCAAGCAACUGGAGGGCGUCCGCAAAGGCCAAUCCAUUGAAGGGCUUCGUGACGUGAAACAGUACCUCCAGAAAUUUGGAUACUACCUCAACGAUCACAAGGACACCAACCCCAACGUAGCCACGACGCACCAAAACGACGACGAAGGAUUCGAUGAGCUCCUGGAGGCCGCAAUCAAGCGAUAUCAACGAACUCAUCGCAUCCCCGUCUCAGGAUCCUUGGACCGCGCCACGACGGCCCAAUUGAUUAUCCCUAGGUGCGGCGUUUCAGACCAUGAUCUUGUUAUGACCCUGAAUUAUUAUGGGGACCAAAAGGAUUACAGAUUCUUCCGUGGCAAACCCAAGUGGAACAAGAACAACCUUCGAUAUAAGUUAGUUGUUUCAUUUGACAUAAUGAAUAUUGAGUGAGAAAAUUUUAAUAUCAAUUUUGGUCACUCGAAUUACUGAUACAGUGAUAGAUCCCAGAAAGGAAGAAGGGAGUUGAGAGUCAGAAUUAGGGAUCGAGAAGAAGAAUUUAGGGUUUGAGAGAAUUGAGGAAGAACUGGAGAAAGAUAGAUUUAG